Molecule: messenger RNA, 1869 nt
Organism: Hirundo rustica (Barn swallow)
Lineage: Eukaryota; Metazoa; Chordata; Aves; Passeriformes; Hirundinidae
Gene: LRTM2
Product: leucine rich repeats and transmembrane domains 2
Exons: 4
Coding region: 533-1645 (370 amino acids)
Cellular component (GO): plasma membrane
Molecular function (GO): protein binding
Source: RefSeq, a predicted model, not a curated record
CUCCGGGAUGCCUCGAGAGGAAUGAAAGCCUGCCGAGCUCCUUCCUCUGGGUGUUUGGGAGCAGAUCCUGCCUGCCCGGCGGGGUGACUCCUCUGCGCUGUCUGUGCGCGUUCCCGUGCGUGCGCUGCUGCCAUCGCAGAUGUACCCCCAGCUGUCGCUUCCCCGCGCGCAGUCGCUCCCUCUCCCGCCUCUCUCCCUCUCCUUCCCUCUCCCCCUGUUUAUCAUUCACGGAGGAUUACGGCCCCUUUCCCACGCUGUCGUCUCGCUGUGCCUCCCUGCCCUCCAGGCUGGCUAGGGAGGGCUGCUGCCAGCCAGGCUCCGCCGAGAGCCCGGCCGACAGCGGCACUCGCUGCCGGAUUCGCUCCGGGAUCGUACGGGCUGCAGAGGGCUGCGAGAGCCGCCGUUCUCACGGGAGGGUCCAUUCCUGCCCGGGAGAGGAGCUGGCAGGCAGGCUGCAAGGUCAUUCCUCCUCCCCCUGGGGCCGUGCGCCAGCCUGGCUGGUGGAUGUGAAGGCACGCUGGAGAAGACCACGAUGCUGCCUACCAGCGCUGGCCACCGGUGGAGGAGCAGGUUCCUCAUGAGGUGGCAGGAGGCUUGUCUGCUUGGCUGCUGGCUCUCACUAUGUGCUGCUGAGUCCUUCUUUGCUUGUCCUUCCUCCUGCAAGUGUAACAGCGGCAACCUGGAAGUGGACUGCAGUGGCUUGGGCCUCUCUUCCAUUCCCUCAGACAUCCCCACAAACACCAGGACCUUCCUCUUUCUCAACAACAAACUCAGCAUCCUGCCAGGAGCAGUGUUUUCCAACCUCUCUGCUCUACAGAGGCUGGAUCUAUCCAACAACUUCUUGGACCAGCUCCCUCAGAACAUCUUCAGCGACCUGGGGAACCUCACAGAGCUCCAGCUGAGGAACAACAGCAUCCGGGCCUUGGACAAGGACCUGCUCCAACACACGGCCCUGCUGCGCCGGCUGGACCUCUCCAUCAACGGCUUGGCCCAGAUUCCUUCGGGCAUCUUUGACGACCUGCCCGCCCUCCGCUCCCUCUCCCUCAGGUCCAAUCGCCUGCAGAGCCUGGACAGGGUCACCUUCGAGCCUCUAACCAGCCUGCAGCAGCUCCAGGUCGGGGAUAACCCCUGGGAAUGCGACUGCAACCUCCGAGACUUCAAGCACUGGAUGGAGUGGUUCUCCUACCGAGGUGGGAAGAUCGACCAGCUGGCCUGCACCCUGCCCAAGGAGCUGAAAGGGAAGGACAUGCGAAUGGUGCCCAUGGAGAUGUUCAACUACUGCUCCCAGCUGGAUGACGAGAACAGCUCUACGGUGCUGGACAACACCGGCCCGCCUUGCACUAAAGGAAGCCCUGCCCCUUCCAAAUCGAAAUCGGGCCCAGAAACAGAAGUGGAGCCCAGUGUGGGGUGCCCUCAGAAACAGCGGUACCGGCCCGUGAGCGUGCGCCGGGCUAUUGGCACUGUGAUCAUUGCAGGCGUGGUUUGUGGCAUCGUUUGCAUCAUGAUGGUGGUGGCAGCUGCCUACGGUUGCAUCUAUGCCUCCCUCAUGGCCAAGUACCACCGGGAGCUGAAGAAGAGGCAGCCACUCAUGGGUGACGCGGAAGGAGAACACGAAGAGCAAAAACAAAUCUCUUCUGUGGCGUGAAACUGUUCUAGGAAGAAAGGGACAGCGAUGAGAAAAGGUACCUGAGAGCAGUCAAGCAUGGGGUCCUCCCAAAUUACAUCUUCCCAGACAGACUGUGCUAUUGCUCCACUCACCCAAGUAGUACAACAUGCUUCUGGGGGGUCAGGGCACCUGGCUCAAUUUCUUUUCCUCUGCCCUUUCACCCUUGGGCCCUCCCAGACAAAUAAAGUAGAGUCAGACCUCGA